Mucor mucedo is the source of this 702-nucleotide messenger RNA. RefSeq lists its product as uncharacterized. Lineage: Eukaryota; Fungi; Mucoromycota; Mucoromycetes; Mucorales; Mucoraceae. The transcript is spliced from 2 exons. The record is from RefSeq and is a predicted model, not a curated record. Gene Ontology annotation, molecular function: mitochondrion autophagosome adaptor activity. Gene Ontology annotation, biological process: mitophagy. The coding region runs from base 69 to 608 and encodes 179 amino acids.
CACAACGUCAUUAUAUUUUGUACUUUUCCAUUUUUUUUACAGAGGUCAAUUUUUUCUAACAAAUAAUAAUGGAACCUAGCGACUUUAUUCAACCUGAAGCUCAAGAAACCUUACUAUUUUCUUCCAGUGAUUACAGCAGUGAUGAUCUCGAACGCUUGUUAGAACUUCAAAGACGUCAACAUGAUUUGCGAGAUCCAAGCAAGGAAGGAUUCGUUGUAGACGACGAUGAUGAUGACUUUUCAGUAACAAGAAGGGAAAAGAAAGGACCUACAGUGCCAGACAUGCGCUUCGAAAAACAAUUUGAUAAAUCAGUUCAGCAUUUAAUAGAAUCAGGCGCUUCACCUUUGGGCAUCUUUUGGUCAGCAGUUAUUAAAGAUCAAAUCAUUGUACCUUUCAUCAGUGGUUUUACUUGGAGUUUAUGUUCUAAUGCUUGGUUAUGGUACAGAACAAAGGGAGUUAUUAACGCAAGAAACCCAAAGAAAGCUGGGGUUUUUAAAGGCCUUGGUGACAACUUUUCUAAAUGGACAAAGGUUGUAUAUAACGCGAUAGCCAGAAAUGCGUCAUUUUUCAUGACUACGACUGCACAGACUAUUGAAGCAGCAAAAUAAUGGUUUAUUUGAGAUGCUGAAUUUUUACAAUAAAUUGCUUUUCUCUACCAGCCCUGCGCUGCAUUAUGAUUUCUGCAUGCAUUCCGUAUUCUUC